Molecule: messenger RNA, 513 nt
Organism: Penicillium antarcticum
Lineage: Eukaryota; Fungi; Ascomycota; Eurotiomycetes; Eurotiales; Aspergillaceae
Product: D-aminoacyl-tRNA deacylase
Exons: 5
Coding region: 1-513 (170 amino acids)
Biological process (GO): tRNA metabolic process
Cellular component (GO): cytoplasm
Molecular function (GO): D-tyrosyl-tRNA(Tyr) deacylase activity
Source: RefSeq, a predicted model, not a curated record
AUGAAAGUCGUGAUACAAAGAGUCAAAUCGGCGUCUGUUAGUGUUGAUUCAGAACUGAUUUCCUCUAUUGGCAAGGGCCUGCUAGUAUUUGCUGGCAUUGGCCAGGAAGACACAGAGAAGGAUGCAGAGAACCUGGUGAAUAAGUGGAAGCGCAAUGUUCAAGACAUUGAGGGAGAAGUACUCUGUGUUUCGCAAUUCACCCUAUAUGCCAAGAUGAAGAAAGGCAACAAGCCUGAUUUCCACGAUGCAGCCAAACCCGAAACGGCGCGCAGGGUCUAUGAUUACUUCUACGAUAAGAUGCGCGAAUCCUACAUCCCAGACCGGGUAAAAAACGGUGUCUUUCAGGCCAUGAUGGAGGUUGAGCUGAAGAAUGACGGGCCGGUCACCAUCGAGAUCAACACCAACCUCCCCAAGAAGGAACCCAAGGAACCGAAAGACAAUAAUAAGCCAGAGGAGGAGGAGGAGAUCAAGAAGACAUUCGAAUUCCAAAUUCCAGCAGAAUUGCUGGAGUAA